AUGUUAUAUCGAUAUCUCGGGUCGUCAGCAUGCGGCAUACAGCCACUCCUGUGGGUGUCCCUGCUCCUGCCGGAGAACCACGACGUGAUCGAUGCGGGCGUGCACAGGGUAGAUGAUAUCGAAGGUGAUGCACAGCUCCGGGAAGGAAUACCUAGAAGGUCAUUCCUGUCUGGGUCUUGGGUCAAUAUUGGCCACGCAUGCCGGCGCGCAUGUGCCAUGGAGGCCGACCGCCCAGAGGAUCCUGGAUGGGUGGACAAGCCGGGGGUACGCGCGAGCGCUUUACCGAGGCGUGCGCGUACAGUGCUGCGGGAGGACGAGCUGGAGCGGUCGUUGGAGGUCCGCGGAGAGAUUGGCCUUGCGUCGCGACUUCGCAGUGAAUCCACAGAACGUGCACGAAGUGCUGGGCGCCCAGAGAGUCGAAAAGCACUGGGCCGAAGAUGCUUGCACCAAGGCGUGCACUGCGCAGAGGAGCUUGACAUGACGGGACACCUGAAACCAUCCUAG
Molecule: messenger RNA, 504 nt
Organism: Sparassis crispa
Lineage: Eukaryota; Fungi; Basidiomycota; Agaricomycetes; Polyporales; Sparassidaceae
Exons: 1
Coding region: 1-504 (167 amino acids)
Source: RefSeq, a predicted model, not a curated record